Messenger RNA from Cynara cardunculus var. scolymus (artichoke), 703 nucleotides. Its product is annotated as late embryogenesis abundant protein Lea14-A-like. Lineage: Eukaryota; Viridiplantae; Streptophyta; Magnoliopsida; Asterales; Asteraceae. The coding region runs from base 90 to 557 and encodes 155 amino acids. Gene Ontology annotation, cellular component: cytosol. The transcript has 2 exons. The record is from RefSeq and is a predicted model, not a curated record. Gene Ontology annotation, biological process: response to desiccation.
AAAGCAUAUUCGUCGUGCCAAACAAGCUAUUUCUCUUUUACUUUCCCAAGUUACCAUCGGUAAACGUUGCCGGAGAUAUUGUUGGAGAUAUGGCCGGAUUACUGGAUAAGGCGAAGCAAUUUGUUGCGGAUUCAGUGGCAAGCAUGAAGAAGCCGGAGGCAAGUGUGAAGGAUGUCGAUCUGAAAGGUGUUGAUUGGAGUAAUGUCACCUACAACGCUGAAGUCAACGUUACAAAUCCUUACAGUACAUCUAUUCCGAUCGGCGAGAUCCGUUACAAUCUCAAAAGUUCCGGCAGCGUGAUUGCAUCAGGAACGGUCCCUGACCCAGGUUCGCUUAACGGGAACUGUGACACCUUGUUAAAUAUCGAGAUUAAGGUGCCGCACAAUGUGUUGGCCUGCUUGGUGAAGGACAUUGCUUUGGAUUGGGACCUCGACUAUGAGAUUGAAGUCAUCCUCGUUGUUGAUCUUCCGCUCAUUGGAGACAUUAGCAUACCCGUGAAUAGAAAGGGUGAGAUGAAGCUCCCAUCACUCUCGGAUUACUUUAAUAAAUCCGAAUGAGCCUUUGAGGCACAGAGAAUAAGAUCAGUCCCAUGAUCAGAUAUGUUUCAAUUAUGAUUUAACACGUAGUCAUGUAUAAGCAUUUGAAAUUCAAACGAUUAUAUAUAUUUUGGUGAUAUAUACAAGCUUAUACUCGUUAUCAUGCA